AUGAACGACUCGAGCCAGCCGAGCAUCUUCUCCUCGUCCAAGGACAGCCUGACGCGGAAUCUAUCGUCGCUCCCGCCGCUGCAGCCGCCCUCCACCCUCCAGAAGAACGAUCGCUCUCGUCGCGCUCCUCGCACUUCGUCACCCUUCCGCCGGCAGAGCACCCCAGAGGUUCGCCCGCAGGGCAAUAGUCAAGCUGCCGCGGACAGCUCUGACGCCGCGCCCAACGUCGAUACUAUCUCCCGUUUGCUCAGGAAACCAAGUGAGCGACUGGUGGAAGCGCCGUCGGGGAGGGAGCAGGCGUCGUCGCCAUCCAUAUGGACAUCAUUCGCUGAUCGCACAUCCACUGCGACUCCCCCGAAUAAGCCGCUCGCGCCCCGGGCUCGCAGCGUUAGUUCCAGUCGAACGUUUGUCGGUAAUAGGGUCUUUCCGAGCGAGGCACCGAUACAUCUUCCGCAGACACCUCCCACGUCGUCGCCAAGCGCUGCGAAGAGAAAGUUCGCGCUUGACACUCCCUACGACGAGCGAGGUCCAACUUCUGAGCCCUCAAACAAACGGCUGAAACUCCGCCCACGUACGAAGCUUUUACUCGAUAGCAAUAGCUACGGCUCGUUCGAUUCUUCGCUUGCUCAACCUCCCUCGCCAUUGUUCUUCAGUAACACUCCAAGAGCUCGUCCAACGCUGCCGCCGCGCUUCUCCAGCAGUGAGGCGGCAGCCAAAAUGCUGAGUAAGGCUCGCACGGAAGAGACUCAUGUCAAGACUGUGAGCUUAGCCCGCGGCACUGUCAGUACGCCUGGGGUAGGCGCUAGCAUACCAACCCGGAGCACACAGCGCAAGAGUCUAGAGCGUACGAUAACCGGUCGGAGCAGCAGUCCGGAGACUGCCAGUAAUGGCACGAGAGAUGGCGUGGGUGGCAUCAGCACUAUGCUCAACAGCAUUGGAAUCAUUGAAUUGCUGGAGCAGGAUGAAAGGCCAACUUUCAUCAUUUAUCUCGGGGAUAGCACCAACUACGGGCCGGGUCCGCUCCAUCUAAUAUACUCAAAUCUUUCGCUGCGAUCCUACGAGGGCAUGUAUGCACUUGUCAACGGGACGAGUUCGAGUGAAUUUCCGGGUCCAAACAACUUUCUGCAGUUCAAAUCAUGGCUGCUGAGUGCUGCCGUCAACGGAGAGAGCCUGAAUGUCUGCCUACCGCCCUUCAAUUAUGGCAACAUGUUAUGGAGCUGCUCGACGCUGCGAAACAGAUUACGGAUAAUCAGUGGGACCUUUAUUUCGCCUCCACCUGCUGCUACUGCCGCUAUGCGCGUCAGCAUACCUCCCGGCGAAAUGUCUCAUGAGAACGAAGGUUCCGAUUACUUUGGUCAGAUCGCCGACGUGAAAGCCGGUUCAACCUCUGGCGAUUCAAGUACCCACACAAUGCCCGACAUCCUGCCCACGAUAGAGGAGAAUCAUGCAAGAACUGGAGCUAUGCUGAGUAUACCGCCCGACCUUGAUCUGUCGGAUGCAACAGAUCUACUUCCUGGGCCCAAUACGUACGUACAGCCACCCUCUGCUGGCACGAGCAUCCUUAACCCAACCGCCGCAUCUGCUGCAUCAAGUUCAACAAGCAAGGAGAGUCACCUGACUAAUGACGGGCCCGUGAACAGUCAGAUAACGACAGUGCUUCCGGACGCGCCUUCAUUCGACUGGACACGCCUACCCGUUUCAGACAGUAUGCCAAAGCACAUCCAAUUUGCGCGAAGUGUGGACUGGGCUUCGACUGCUCUAGGCCCGAUCGAAAACUGGAGCUUGGAUCUAAGACAGAUGUGCAAUUUGAUCAUGGCCUCGCCGCAUCCCGCAGCUAUGUAUUGGGGCGAGGAUCUGAUUGCUAUUUACAACGAGGCCUACAUCUUGCUUGCAGGGCAGAAACAUCCUUCACUCAUGGGCCAAAGCUAUCGCGUGGCCUGGGCCGAGAUCUGGAAUGAGGUUAAGGACGUAUUUGCAAACGCCAAGACGACCGGCGAAGCGACCAUGAAGGAUGACGACUGUCUGUUCAUUAGACGCAGUGAUCAUCUCGAGGAGGCGUACUUUUCUUGGUCGAUUAUUCCGAUGGUGGGCCGAGACGGCAGCGUAAUGGGUCUUUACAAUCCAGCUUUCGAAAAGACCCGUCGAAAGAUCGCUGAGCGCAGGAUGUUGACCUUGCGGGAAGUGGGCGAAAGGACCGCAUCUGCUCGAGACGUGAAGGCAUUCUGGACUCAGGUGCUAGGAUCUUUCGAAUUCAACGAGUACGAUAGUCCAUUUCUCAUGUUGUAUUCGGUCAGCGAUGAGGCCGAUAGCGACAGCAGUAGCAUCCACUCCGGUUCGGUCUUCACAUCAAGGCAAUGUAUGCUGGAAGGGUCACUCGGGGUUCCGGAAGGCCAUCAAGCAGCACCAGAUCAAAUCGACAUAAGGUCCGGGAUGGAGGGAUUCGGGCCCGUAUUUAGAGAGGUCCUGAAUACAAAUAAGCCGGUGCUGCUUGAGGUAGGUAGCAGCGAUCUUCCGGAGGGCUUGAUGGAGGGCCUCCAAUCACGCGGGUUCGGCGACCCCAUCAAAGCCGUUGUUGUCUGUCCAAUUCAUCCAACGACCGGCGAGAGCGUUCUAGGUUUCCUUGUUCUUGGUGUCAAUCCAAGACGGCCUUACGACGACGAUUACAGCCUAUUCCUGCAGCUGCUGAGCCGUCAAUUGGCGACUUCCCUUGCUUCAGUCGUACUCUUUGAGGAAGAGAUCAGACGGGGUCAGAAAGCCGCGAAAUUGGCAGCGCUUGAUCGAAUCGAGCUCUCCGAGAAACUGGCGGCUCGGACUGCAGAGGCCAUCGAAAGCGAGACAAAGUUCACACGGAUGGCAGAAUUCGCCCCGGUCGGGAUGUUCAUCGCGGACGAGGGCGGCAAGAUCAAUUUUGCCAACGACACUUGGUACGACAUAUCGCGCGUUCCUAGAAACGCAGACAUGGCAGACACGUGGAUGGAAGCUGUCAAGCCCGAGGACAUGGAUCUGGUGAAGAAUUCUUGGACCGAUUUGGUCACCCACACUAAAGCAGUGUCCAUCGAAUUCAGAUUCAAGGCUCAGUGGAGGGAUCGGAAUGGCAAUUAUGGCGAUACGUGGGUGCUGCUGUCUGGCUAUCCGGAGCGCCACGACGACGGAAGGUUGAAGAGCAUAUUUGGCAGUAUGACGGACAUUUCGCAGCAGAAAUGGGCGGAGGGCCUGCAGACGCGGCGUGCUCAAGAGGCCGUUGAGCUGAAACGGCAGCAGGAAAACUUCAUCGACAUUACUUCGCACGAGAUGCGCAAUCCACUGAGCGCUAUUUUCCAGUGCUCGGACGAAAUCUCGAGCUCUUUGACAAGCUUCCGACAGGGCAACGAACGAGUCAUCCCGGAUGAGCUGGUAGCCAACUGCUUGGAUGCGGCGCAAACCAUCAGUCUCUGCAGCCAGCAUCAAAAGAGGAUUGUGGAUGACAUUCUGACUUUGAGCAAGCUCGACUCGCAACUGCUCCUAGUGACGCCUGUAGAUGCUCAGCCGCUUACUGUGGUCCAGAGAGCUCUGAAAAUGCAUGAAGGUGAAUUGCAGGCCGCAGACAUUCAGAUGAAAUUCGUCGUCGAUCAGUCUUUCCGCGACAUGGGGUUGGAUUGGGUGCGGCUCGACCCUAGCCGUGUGCUUCAGGUUCUGAUCAAUCUAACAACCAACGCGAUCAAAUUCACCGGUACAGAGAAUAGGAGGACCAUCACGGUGACCAUAGGAGCGUCGUAUGAGCGUCCGAGCGAGAAUCCCAACGCGCCUGUGAAAUACUUUUCGACACGCCGGAAAGAGAAGGCAGACCUAAGCGAUAAAGACUGGGGCGAUGGCGAGAAGGUCUACAUACAUUUCGCUGUACAGGACACAGGUCGUGGUCUGAGCCCUGAAGAGAAGAAAUUGCUGUUCAUGCGCUUUUCCCAGGCGUCUCCGCGCACGCACGUUCAAUAUGGAGGAUCAGGUCUAGGUCUCUUCAUCAGCAGAGAACUGACCGAACUACAAGGCGGUGAGAUCGGCGUUGAGAGCGAGGCAGGCAAAGGCUCGACAUUUGCCUUCUUUGUCGCCGCCAGGAGGAGUGCGGCUCCACAAGACAGCGUUGACGGCUCCACUGGUGUCAAGCGCCACAAUCCUCCCUCAUCCAGGAGCAAGUCGGCGCCGUUAUCCAAAAAAGAUGACGGCAAACCAAUCCAGCAGGUGGAAGGAUUCGCACCUAAAAGAGACACGUCCAGCGAGAAACCAGUCUCGAGGAAGGUACUAAUUGUGGAAGACAAUCUGGUGAACCAAAAGGUGCUCCAAAAGCAGCUGAAGAACAACGGCAUCCAGGUACAUCUCGCGAACCAUGGCGGUGAGGCUUUGGAGAAACUCAUGCAGUCUACUUACUGGCGCGAUGGCAAUGACAGCCCUGACAGGCUCGAAUUGGGUGUCGUACUGAUGGAUCAAGAAAUGCCGGUAAUGGAUGGGUUGACUUGUACACGCAAGAUUCGAGAGCUCGAAGCCGAGGGCAAAUUGACCGGACAUGUGCCCAUUAUCGCUGUGACAGCGAAUGCGCGGGCUGAGCAGGUGCAGACUGCUUUGGAUGCAGGCAUGGUGAGUCCUUCCAGCCGCUUUAUGACUACUUAUGCACCGAUCACAUCUGUGAGAAUUUGCACACAUGACGCGGUCACGAACGGUGCGCCGUUCACAGGUCUAGGCAUCCGGAUCGCUGGCUCGUACCUUCUGAUCUUGAGGGCAGGGUUGACAGGUUGGGUUCCUCGCAUGACUUGCUGACGUGUUUUGUGCUACGCAGGAUGAUGUUGUGAGCAAGCCUUUCCGCAUCCCGGAACUCGUACCAAAGAUUGAAGAGUUGACGGUCAGGUAUCCAAUGCCGUCGGCCACGCGGUGA
Molecule: messenger RNA, 4900 nt
Organism: Lecanosticta acicola
Lineage: Eukaryota; Fungi; Ascomycota; Dothideomycetes; Mycosphaerellales; Mycosphaerellaceae
Source: the annotation of a GenBank genome assembly